This is a messenger RNA of Penicillium subrubescens, 258 nucleotides long. RefSeq lists its product as uncharacterized. NCBI's taxonomy places the organism in Eukaryota, Fungi, Ascomycota, Eurotiomycetes, Eurotiales, Aspergillaceae. Bases 1 to 258 code for a protein of 85 amino acids. The transcript has a single exon. The record is from RefSeq and is a predicted model, not a curated record.
AUGACCAGCCAUAGUGCAUGGGUUGAUCAUCCCAACACUAUUAUUGUACCAGAUGAGGAUGACACACGAAAUCUGGCAUUAGAAUCGGAUUCUGUACGAUCAGCGGGCCGCCUCUUGACUACUUCAGGAUACGUGGAGGCUGCGGGUGUACUCGUUGGAUCUAGCAUGAAUGCACAUGAGACCUCGACCUCUCUGAAACGAAAACGAACGAAAUCGAAGGAACUGUCCGACUUGGUAUGUCCUGGUUUCGUGACUUGA